Topomyia yanbarensis is the source of this 1005-nucleotide messenger RNA. RefSeq names its product MORN repeat-containing protein 4 homolog (gene rtp). The transcript is spliced from 5 exons. The record is from RefSeq and is a predicted model, not a curated record. The coding region runs from base 430 to 903 and encodes 157 amino acids. NCBI's taxonomy places the organism in Eukaryota, Metazoa, Arthropoda, Insecta, Diptera, Culicidae.
GUAAUGCAGAAAAGAAAAUACACACAAUUUUACUUGAGCCUCGGACAGUACGCGUCACUCUCGAUUGAGACGUCGUGCAACGUGCACAGUACCGUGCGUCGUGGUCGUUAGCGGGUCUGCGAGCAGUACGCGUAUCCCGUCUCUUUGAUCUGCUGAACUUCUAUCGUGGUCACCGUAAAUAAAAAAAAUCGGAGAAAAAGCCACAACGCCGCCAAUUAUCAAUAUAUUUUUCAGCUAAUGCUUGCUUUUUUCGCUGAACAAUAAACCCUAUAAAACUGCAAAGUUAAAUAUUUUCUGUUCCCAAAUCAAUAGUGUGGAUAAAUCAACACAUAGGCAAAGCGUAGUGCUAUUCAACUGAGAACGUUAUUUAAAUCGCAUGGGAGACUAUCGGAAACAUUUAACUAGCAUAGAACAUUUAACUAGUCAACGAUGAUGGAAGGAAUUCAGAGUGGUGUAGUGAAAUGUGGUGGCUAUAGAUAUGAUGACGGGACACGCUACAUUGGGGACUGGAAUCAGCGUGGUCAAAAGCAUGGCAUGGGAUCGAUGAUGUUCUCGGAUGGCACCCGCUACGAUGGAGCUUUUAGCAACGGGGUGUGUUCUGGGUUGGGAGUGAUGUGCUUUCCAGAUGGCGCCAAAUAUGAAGGAGAAUUCAUGCAAGGAUGGUUUCACGGGCAUGGAAUAUUCUGGCGAUCAGAUGGCAUGAAAUACGAAGGUGAAUUCCGAGGUGGGCGUAUUUGGGGCCUCGGAUUGGUCACAUUUAGUGAUCAGAGUCACGGAUUUCCUCGAAAUGAAGGUUUCUUCCAAGAUUGCCGAUUAGUGCGCAAAAAGCGCUGCCCGGAAGUAAUUCAGCGGGCCCAGAAAGUGGCUCUGAUGGCGAGGGCCCAGUGUGAUCAAGGAAACUGAUUCGUCCAAAAGCCAUAACACACCGACCGUGUGCAAUUAAAUAAUGAAUGCUUUAAUUAUUUUUAGUUGUCUUUGAGUGAUCAAAUAAAAUUUGGAAACAAA